Molecule: messenger RNA, 740 nt
Organism: Trichogramma pretiosum
Lineage: Eukaryota; Metazoa; Arthropoda; Insecta; Hymenoptera; Trichogrammatidae
Gene: Cisd2
Product: CDGSH iron-sulfur domain-containing protein 2 homolog
Exons: 4
Coding region: 51-449 (132 amino acids)
Biological process (GO): regulation of autophagy
Cellular component (GO): mitochondrial outer membrane; intracellular membrane-bounded organelle
Molecular function (GO): 2 iron, 2 sulfur cluster binding
Source: RefSeq, a predicted model, not a curated record
UCGGCUCCUCCUCAGUCGCGUCGAGUCGGUCGUACUCUCUAAACCUAAUCAUGAUGGAACCCAUGUCGAAUCUCGUCAAGGUGCACUUGCCGAACUACUUAUCCGGUCUGCCCAUUCCUGACACCAUCGGAGGAUGGUUUCGACUUGGAGUUAAAGACUGGCUGGCUUUGGUACCACCAACCGCUGCACUGGUUGGUCUAGGUUACAUGUCCUACUUAGCAUUUUGCCCAGAGGCUAGAAAGUCGGACAAGCGUGUGAAUUGUUGUAUCAACUUGAAGUCUGACAAGAUUGUCGAUGUUGUGGAUGUAGAAGACAUUACUGAAAAAGCAGCAUUCUGUCGCUGUUGGAAAACCAAGAACUGGCCUUACUGCGAUGGUUCUCAUGCUAAACACAAUAAAGAAACUGGCGACAACUUGGGACCACUGUUGGUUAAGAAAACAUCAUCCUAAAGUAAAAACUUAUAAAUAAUGUUAUACAUUGUACAGUAGAUCAUUGGAGUGUUGUCUAUUUUUAAUAGUCUACUGGAUGGUGCUUUAUGUUUAUUUUCAAAAACAUUGUUGAAUAGGGAAUUUUUACAUCACUUAAUUUUACUCAAUUAUUUUAUGUUACUAUUAUUUCAGUAUUUUUUGAAGCAUCAUUUUUAGGAACAACUUUUGUUACAUUAUACUUAGUAGAAAAUUGUGAUGGUAUACACUAUUAUUAUAUGAGAGGAGAAAAAUAAAAUAAUUGGAUUCAAAGUA